AUGGGUAUCAUCGAUUCUCCAAAGUUUAGUCUGAUGGCGAACUUAGCGAUAUCUGCGGAACCCGGUGCUGCGGAAGUCGUACAUUGUAAAUGUUCUGUUCGCUCUGGAAAAGACAACUUUCCGGAAACAAUACGUAAGGGCCUCGCUGAGCACUAUGGCGAAAAAUGUGUUUCCCUCGCCGGCAUCUUCUUGUUAAAAGAAGGAGAAGCGAAACUACAUGUAAUGCCCGACUUUCCUGGUUGUCCCUUUGGAAGUUUAGAGGAAGUGUGUUGCAAAUUUAUCUCCAGUGUCCUCUUUAAAACAUCUUGUCGUUCAUGUCUACGUUGCCUUCAGAUUGACAAGUGGUUGCACUUUUUUACCAUGAAGGCCCCGCUUGUUUGCGCCUCUGUGUUCCACUCCUACGAUCCGGGCCAUAAACUAAGAAUGGAGCACACUCACUGUUACUCAGAUCAUGGCGAUGCAGGUCACUAUCAUUACGACACGACACCCGACACAGUUGUGUACGAAGGCUGGUUUACUGCUGCCGAGAAAAUAUACAGAAUAGACGAAGUUUAG
Molecule: messenger RNA, 555 nt
Organism: Strongylus vulgaris
Lineage: Eukaryota; Metazoa; Nematoda; Chromadorea; Rhabditida; Strongylidae
Source: the annotation of a GenBank genome assembly